GUUAACAACCCAAGGACUGAUACGUGUGUACAGUACAAGAAGACAUGGAGAAUUCUACAGACAAGACGACUUCAAGGCAGCCCAAGAAGAGUAAACGUCUUCUGAUCCUCUUGGCAGCGGUCAUACUCUUCGUGUUAGUCGCGGUAGCUGUGACGGUAGCCUUGCUGGUUUCCCGAGCGGAGCAGGACACCCCUUCGGGCGAUCCGUGGCUGGGAAGCCGCCUGCCGUCCUCCCUGGUCCCGGUACAUUACCAAAUCGAGCUGCAGCCCAACCUAGACACCUUCACGUUCAUCGGAAGCGAGCACAUCACCAUCCAGUGUUUAGAAUCCACCGACUAUAUUCUGCUGAACUCCAGACUUCUAAACAUCACGGACGGUUCUGUGUCACUACUAACUGCUAGAGGAGAGACUGUAGACGUUAAACGUUGGUUUCUCUAUCCCGAGAAUGAGUUCUUUGUGGUCCAGGCUGCACAGAUUUUACAGAGAGGAGAAAACUACGUUCUGAGUGUGUCGUUUUCUGGUGUGUUAAGAGACGACUUGCGAGGGUUCUACAGGAGUUCGUAUUUGGACCACCUUACAGGCGAGACAAGGCACUUGGCUACAACACAGUUUUCUGCCAUCGACGCCCGGAAGGCCUUCCCGUGUUUCGACGAACCCGCCAUGAAAGCCACGUUUCACGUCACUCUUGUCCACCAAUCAGAGUACACGGCUCUCUCCAACAUGCCGAUACGCCAGUCUGAGAUGAGGCAGGACGGUUGGACAGCGGAUCACUUCGACACCACAGUGCGCAUGUCCAGUUACCUGGUCGCCUUCGUCAUCUCAAACUUCACCUACAGGGAAAACGUCACCGGUCUCCAUGGCAACAUAACGUUGAAAGUGUGGGCCCGUCCAGACGCCGUGGCUAACGGGGAGGUGGACUACGCCAUCGCCGUGGCCUCAAAAGUCCUGACGUAUUACGAGGAAUAUUUCGGCAUCCCCUUUCCUCUUCCCAAGCUUGACAUGGCGGCCAUCCCCGACUUCCCUUUCGGCGCCAUGGAGAACUGGGGUCUCAUCACUUAUCGCGAGACUGCGCUGCUGUACGACCCUGCUGUGUCAACAGAGGCGAACAAACAGAGAGUAGCUGUUGUCGUCGCUCACGAACUCGGACAUCAGUGGUUUGGGAAUCUCGUCACGCCUGCGUGGUGGGAGGACCUUUGGUUGAAGGAGGGUUUUGCGAGUACCGCCGAAUAUCCUGGGGUAGACUUCGUGGAACCCACUUGGGCUAUGGAGGACCAGUUUCUAAUAGCAGACCUUCAUCCCGUGUUUGCCCUGGAUUCCCUCAGUACGUCCCACCCGAUCUCACUACCAGUCAACCACCCUGACGAGAUCUCACAAAUAUUCGACACCAUCUCCUACAGUAAGGGAGCUUCGAUAAUCCGUAUGAUGAGUUCGUUCUUGGGCAGCAGUUACACCAAAGGCAUCAAGAGCUACCUGGAGCGAUACCAGUUUGCAAACGCCGUGCAAGACGAUCUGUGGAACUCUCUCACAGAGGCAGCGCAGGAGGACGGGCGUACCGACGUGCAGGUGAAAGAGGUGAUGGACACCUGGACGUUACAGAUGGGCUUCCCUGUCGUCACGGUCACCAGGGACUACAGCAACGGCAGGGUCACGGCCACACAACGUCACUUCCUGUAUGACCCGGAAGUAAACGUACCGGAAAGUCCCUACAACUACGUGUGGCAGGUGCCGCUGACCUACACAACAGAAGAAGACAUGAACUUUGCUGACCCUCCACGGACGUGGAUCCGCGACAGAACAGAGGAAUUCCCGGUGUCAGUAGCGCCAACAAGUUGGCUGAUCGCCAACGUUAACCAGACUGGAUACUUCCGAGUGAACUACGACAUCACUAACUGGGGACUCCUCACCAACUUCCUGAAUAGCGACAACUUUCAGGAUAUUCCGGUUGCUACAAGGUCUUCCCUCAUUGACGACGCAUUCAACAUCGCACAGUCUGGCGGCCUGAGCUCCGUCAUCGCGCUCGACCUCUCGCGAUAUUUGGAGCGUGAGCGGGAGUACCUCCCCUGGGCCUCAGCCAGCGGCGCGUUUGGCUACAUCUCCCGGAUGAUGGCGGGAACAGACAGCAGUCAACACUUAGAGAGAUACGUGUUGAACCUGGCACUGCCUUUGUAUAACAGACUGGGGUGGGAGGAUACAGGCGGCCAUCUGGAGAGAUACAACCGGAUGACAAUACUUUCUAUGGCGUGUAAUUUUGGCUACAACGGCUGUCUACAGAACGCUUCACAGAAGUUCUCAGAAUGGAAGGCAGGGAGAAGCGUUUCUCCAAAUCUGAAAGGUGUUGUGUACUGCUACGGAAUCGCGAACGGCAAUGAGGAUGACUGGAACUUCGCCUGGCAGAAAUACCUCAGCACGGACACGGUCGCCUCCGAGAAAGCGCUCCUCCUGUCGGCUUUAGCGUGCACUGCAGACCAAUACGUUCUAAGCAGGUAUCUGGACUGGACCAUUGACUCUACAAAAGUACGCAAAGCUGAUGCACUGAAUACCAUCGUAGCCAUUUCCGGUAAUAAACUCGGAAAGAUGAUGGUUUGGAACUUUUUAAACCAGAACUGGGGCUAUAUCUUUGAUAGUUAUGGAGGCUCCCUGUUUGGGCUGACAGGCCUGAUCCUAGGAGUGACAGAAGACUUCAACACAGAGGAAGAACUACAACAGAUGCAGGAGUUUGUGUCCAGCCACCCAGAGUUGGGUACAGCCACACGAGCCAUUCAACAGGCACAGGAGAGAGCCAGGGUCAACAUCAAGUGGAGACAACAGAGCGAAGACGACGUGGCACAGUGGCUAGCCGACCAUCAGAGAGAAGGACAAACACUUUAACAACUGAU
Molecule: messenger RNA, 2875 nt
Organism: Branchiostoma belcheri (Belcher's lancelet)
Lineage: Eukaryota; Metazoa; Chordata; Leptocardii; Amphioxiformes; Branchiostomatidae
Product: aminopeptidase Ey-like
Exons: 20
Coding region: 45-2867 (940 amino acids)
Biological process (GO): peptide catabolic process; proteolysis
Cellular component (GO): cytoplasm
Molecular function (GO): zinc ion binding; metalloaminopeptidase activity; peptide binding
Source: RefSeq, a predicted model, not a curated record